AUGACUGAACUCAAGCAUCCAGUUAACACUGGUUUCUCCCAGAAACCAAGUAUCUUUGACGACCCUCACUAUCGUCCGUACUGGGCUCGCAGUCAAGUCCAAUACGCUCAGGACCUCCUUGACUAUUCACCUGAACCCAUCGAGUACGAACACGACGACAAAGACUACUGGGACAACCACUUUUUCUUCCCCGAAGACUGCUCGUGGUCCCCUCCCAAAGGUUGGGAUAUUGAUGACAACACCUCCGAAGAAGAUAUCGCCGCUGGAGAGUGCUACGAUUACCGUGACGCCACCAUGAUACCCGGUCUACCCGAUAUCAAAAUGCUCGACGCGGAGGCCCUCUCCGAUCUACUAGAGGACAACCUUUCACCGCCAGAAAUCACCUCCAUCUUCGUGUUUGCCACUAAUGGGGCCAUCUUCGCCUACUCCUCCCCUCUCCCAUCCAGGCAGCUACGUAACUUGAGCGCUACCUAUGGUGCUGCUUAUACAUGCUACGCAAAGAACGCUUCCAGCGGUAACCUCACCGGCGUAAACCCCGCAAGCCACCCUUCAUCAUAUGUCACAGCCCAAUCCGUAUCCCUUGGCGAUGUAGGCUCGAUUGUCUUCGAGCUCGACGACCUGGUCGCCGUCGUGACCAAAAUCGCAGACAAGGUCCUCCUUGCCGCUGUCGGUCCAUCAAAGCCGGCUGAUAUAGCUACUGAGAACCAUAACCCAAACAACCUCUCAACUUCUAAACCAGAUUCGCCAUCAUCCGGUCCAGACGCACAACCAGAGUCCUCACAGGCCCCGGCCUCAGGGAACACCAGUGAAUCCACAUCCAACCCUCAAACCCCAGCAAACGGCACCAUCGCCCCGCACAACACCAACCGCACAUCCACCCCAGUCAACACCAGCGGCUACAUGACAGAAGCGCAACUUGCAUCGCAGUACGAGGUCGACCGAAGCCGCGACCUCGAUCGCCUAGCAAGCCUCAACCUGUCAACACCGCCAUCUACCCUCCUCGCCCUGGAAUCCAAAUCCGCAGCCCUAGGCAGGUUCCUGUCCCAAAAGCUUGAAGACCUCGAGAGCCCGGAAGACUUCUAA
Molecule: messenger RNA, 1083 nt
Organism: Aspergillus puulaauensis
Lineage: Eukaryota; Fungi; Ascomycota; Eurotiomycetes; Eurotiales; Aspergillaceae
Exons: 2
Coding region: 1-1083 (360 amino acids)
Source: RefSeq, a predicted model, not a curated record